AUGCCCUGUUUAAACAUGGUUUGGCCAACAGAUUUCUCGCCGUCGAACCAAAUAACACGGCGCGGACAUGGUGAACGGAAGCCGCGAAAUGACAAGUACAAACCUGACCUGGGAAGUUUGGGCGAAAUCUUUGAUCCUGUGUAUCAGUCCGUGAAUGAUGUCGACACACGUUUUCCGAUCGGUGGAACGAUGGCUUCUUUGUUCGUAUCCAUUGUUUACCGCAUGGCCGCCAUGUCGCUUCUCGUCUUCACUCUAUACCUUACACAUCAAUUCUUUUUCGGUCACCCAAACUACUCCGCCGAAACUCUUGGAAAAUUGAGCAUUUAUUUGACUGUUCUAACUCUCGUAUUCGAGCUGGUCUACUACUUGGUUGCAACACCGGUUCAGUUGUUAGAACUGAACACUGUACACGGAGUCCUGCACUGUGCCACGCUUACUUUUUCCAUGCUUGUCUUUUUGCUGUUCUGGAGCAUCUUUCUGUACGACAGUAAAUUGUUGGUUCCUGAAGGCGAUAUGGGAAAAUUUCCGGCAUGGUACAUGCAUCUGUCGCACUCAGCCGGAGUUCUUAUGAACUUGAUCGAUGCUAUGCUUUGGAGACCAAACAGCCUUCGUUUUGUUCCAACUACAUUUCUGGUUACCUUUAUAGCCGGAGCUUAUACGUUCUACGCAGAACAUUUGAUCCGCACGCACAAAAUCUACCCCUACCCGAUGUUACAGUUUGCCACGGAAUAUGGGCGCCUUGGUAUUUAUGCGGCUUGUUGGGCUCUGCUGUUUUGCUGCCUGGUCGUUUCUUACCUAUUCGUGCGGCGUUUUCUUGUCGCCACAACUCGUCCUACUCGAAAGCAGAUAGCAAAGAAGCCGACUGCCGCAGGCGAGAAAGCUCAUCCGACGUCUGCUCCUGAAACAAGAAUUCAAGAUGCAAGCACAUUGGUUGAACGAACUGCCCUAUCGCUCUCUACUCGCUUCCGGCUGUGCACCUCUGGCGACUUACAGACCUCUGCUGCAGGACGUGCAGGGGUUUGUGUCGUCCUAAGUCAUGGGGCGGAAGAAUCCUUGCUUGACUGGAUACUGUUACUAGUCACCUCUGUGCAGUUUGUCUGGCAGCGUCUGCGAUGUAGCCUCACAAGCGGGAAGUUGAUCGUCGUCUAUGUGACUUGUGCAUGUAACGCUGACACUAUCAAAGAGAGUUUUCACGAUGCCUCGAAUAUCCUGUCGGGGUGGACUGAAAGCACAUACAUCGUUGUGGUUGUCGGAGAUCUGAAUGCACAAGUGGGCAGGCUUAACGUAUCUGAGACUGAAUUAAGUGGUGGACAUGGAUUGGACUUGGCGCGUACGAACAAUG
Messenger RNA from Opisthorchis viverrini, 1342 nucleotides. RefSeq lists its product as hypothetical. NCBI's taxonomy places the organism in Eukaryota, Metazoa, Platyhelminthes, Trematoda, Opisthorchiida, Opisthorchiidae. The transcript has 7 exons. The record is from RefSeq and is a predicted model, not a curated record. Gene Ontology annotation, cellular component: endomembrane system; membrane. The annotation marks the transcript as partial.